GCUACCGCCGAGCGGGGACCGCAGGGACCCGGGUGCGGACGUGCGCAGGCAGCGGAGUGCCGCCGCCCUCUGCCUCAUGAGCUGCACCAGAAUGAUCCAGGUUUUAGAUCCACGGCCUUUGACAAGUUCCGUCAUGCCCGUGGAUGUGGCCAUGAGGCUGUGCUUGGCUCAUUCGCCACCUCUGAAGAGUUUCCUGGGCCCUUAUGAUGACUUCCAACGAAGAAAUUUCAUGAACAAAUUAAAGCCUCUGAAGCCGUGUCUCAACAUCAAACAGGAGGCCAAAUCACAGACCGACUGGAAGCCUUCACGCAACCAGGGCAAGAAGCGGGUGGUGUUCGCGGACUCCAAGGGCCUGUCCCUCACCGCCAUCCACGUCUUCUCCGACCUACCAGAAGAGCCAGGCUGGGAUCUCCAGUUUGACCUCCUGGACCUGAACGAUAUCUCCUCGGGCUUAAAGCUCCACGAGGAGAAAAAUUUGAUUUUAGAUUUCCCUCAGCCUUCAGCCGAUUACCUAAGUUUUCGGAACCGCUUCCAGAAGAACUUUGUCUGCCUGGAGAACUGCUCUUUGCAGGAGCGAACGGUGACUGGGACUGUGAAAGUGAAAAACGUGAGCUUUGAGAAGAAGGUUCAGAUCCGGAUCACGUUCGACUCCUGGCAGAGCUACACGGACGUGGACGGCGUCUACAUGAACAACGUGUACGGUGGCUCAGAGAGUGACACCUUCUCGUUUGCCAUCGACUUGCCCUCUGCCAUCCCAACCAAGGAGAAAAUCGAGUUCUGCAUCGCAUACCACGCCAAUGGGCAGGUCUUCUGGGACAACAACGAGGGUCAGAAUUACAGGAUUGUCCAUGCACAGUGGAAACCCGACGGGGUGCAGACCCAGGAUUGUGCAUUCCACCAGGAGCCCCCCAAGACCGAGUUGGAAUCCACUGUCUUUGGCAGCCCGAGGCUGGCCAGCGGGCUCUUCCCGGAAUGGCAGAGCUGGGGGAGGAUGGAGAACUUGGCCUCUUAUCGAUGAAUUAAGCAACCUGGCGACGGGUCUUGACCUUCUUCCCCAUGUAAUUCUAGGUCUGUGUUGCUCAAUAGUAGGAAGUCUUUGCUACGUUCCUUCGGUAGGUUUAGGUUUGAGCUUUUGAGACCUGGCUAGGAAGAAGAUUGCCACUUGAGAAUUUAGUGUGGGCGUCUAUAUGGAUGCUGCCCAAUUUUGCCAUGGAGGAUCAAACAACAGCCUGGAAACCCAAUUUUUAUGAGAGUAAUACUUUGUCAGUGCCCUUGUCUCCUUCCCUCUCAAUUCACUGGCUUUCACGUUGGGCAAGGAAAGGUUGAGGAGGGACAGUGGAUGGUGAUGGAAAGCUGUGUUAAUGGUCCGAGGAAUGUCUGAAACGGCUUCACAGAGGGCUCUGCAGCUCCAGUCAGAGCACGAGUGACAGGUCUGAUACUUAACUGUUGAUGAGAAAAUGUAAGGUUACUUUGUCUUUUUAAGUUGGUUUUGCAUUUUUCUCCAGGGGAAAUAAUUUGUAGAUGGGAGAAAAAAGAUCCAUCCUUUGUGUUCUCAUGGAGAACAACCCAAAAAAACCUUAGGGGUGUUGAGUGGUAUGAGGGAAUGGUGAAUUAUAACUCUGGAGAAUCAAGGUUUUACGGGAAGCCUUUCUGUUCAAACGUGACUUAUCAAAAAUCCGGAUUUGGGGAAAGCUUAAGCAAAUCUGGCUUUGCGGUGGUAAUGGGAUAAGUGACCUUGUUUGUGAUCAGGGAGUCAUGCUUGGAUUCUCAGUAUAGAUGCUGCCUGACCAAAAAAACCACCCCAUCGUCAAUGGCCAACAACUUGUAGGGACUCUGGGUCAUGUCAAAGGUCACUCUUUGCAAGUGCCUCAAUUAAAUCAGAAUAUUGUAGUUGCUUAACCCAAGAAUCUGAAGGAUCAUCUAAUAACUCAUGAAUGUUUGGCCUCAGAAGAAGGUCCACUUUGUAUACUGGCAUUCCUCCUGCUAUACCAUUGUACCUUUAAGAGUGUUGUCGGUGUACACAACUCACAUCCUUCAUAUUGAAGGUGACUCAUUUUUCUGCCACACUUUUUCGAUGUGAUGUUGGAAGUGAGGACUGACACUGAUUCUCAAUUCAAGAAUCUGGUACCUUGCACAUAAAAGCAGCCAUUUUUUUUCUCUUGCCUGUAUUCUUGUUAUUUUAAGUCUUUCUAUCAAUUUUUUUGAAAUCCACUUUUUUUUUUAAAUGAAUGUGAAUUGUUUUGGGUAUAUUGUAAUAUACUUGUUUGGGAGAGUGCAUAAAUCCAUUCUGUGAGAUCUUAAGAGCUCAGUGUUUGCUUCUAUCAUUGUGCACGCCCAUUGAGAGGUGUUCAGAGAAUGCAGUUAACUUUAACAUGUGUGACCUGCCGUGCUGGAAAAGUACUAUUGGAAUAACUCUGCUUAGGACAGUAUUUGAGGUCUGGCUAGCACCCACAAUUUUUCUACUCUAAAUAUUUCACUCUCCUAUAAGCUAUCCUCUGUGAACUUCUCACUAUAAGAAUAAAAGUGUUUGAUA
Molecule: messenger RNA, 2533 nt
Organism: Camelus dromedarius (Arabian camel)
Lineage: Eukaryota; Metazoa; Chordata; Mammalia; Artiodactyla; Camelidae
Gene: PPP1R3C
Product: protein phosphatase 1 regulatory subunit 3C
Exons: 2
Coding region: 77-1018 (313 amino acids)
Biological process (GO): regulation of glycogen biosynthetic process
Cellular component (GO): protein phosphatase type 1 complex
Molecular function (GO): glycogen binding; protein phosphatase 1 binding
Source: RefSeq, a predicted model, not a curated record